UCUCUCUCGGUAGACGAUGUUUCGAUUACGGCUAAGCAGGUAUCUAUGCUACCUGCUUAUACUGCCGUUCUUCCUUGCUCUCAUGACCCCUGCGAAUUCGCCGCCCAGUUCCGAUAUCCCCUGGAUUCCUCGAUUCUGCAAGAGCUUCGUCCAGUCCGGCUGCGGCGACCAGUGAAAAUACUGCGCAUGUCAUUUACCGGCGAUCAAUCUGAGCUCCAACGCGCUCAGCACCACCUCGAUCACGUUGGGAGAUUGGAGCGACUGGAGUGAUUUCUGCCCACCCAGCUAUCUACUGGACACCUUCACACCCAUUCUCCACCGUCCCAACCUCACCACCGUGGAACUGGCCAAGAUCUGGGUGGCGCCCAACGAUCGGUCUUCCCGUCGCCGGUUUUUUAGUCUAUCUGCAAUCGACGCUCAGAGAUUUGGAAUUGUUGGACGUCUAUUUGCCCACGAUCACACAGGACACCUUUGCCCGGUUCGUGGCGCUUCAGCGACUGCAUUUAGGGGCCAACCGGAUGUCAGCUAUCGAGGCUAACGCCUUCUCUGCCCUGGGGGAGCGGUCGGGAUCAGCCGUACCGGAGCUGAAUGCGCUUAGUAUCAACGCCAAUAAUAUCACAACGCUAGAUUGGUCGGCAUUUCAACCGCUGAUGGGCAGCGUCAAGAUGAUUGACCUGUACAACAACAACAUCCAGCGCAUUUUCCUCAGCCGUGCCUAUGAGGUGCACGGCCUGCAGACAAUCAACCUGAUUAACAACUUCAACCUGAGCGACGUGGACGACCGCUUCCUGCACAGCGUCUCCCCGCACACCGGUCGGCCGAAAUUGUAUAUGACUCAGACACCUCUAUGUUCGUCCCCUACCCUAUGCCAGCGAAUCCUCAGCAUUCACGGCCCGCUUGGCGGUGGGUGCUGCGAGAAGGUCACCGACGCCGACAACCGGAGCUCACGGAAGCGGGAAUGAUGUAAUCUAAUGUAAGCGGUUGACUCGGGUUGAAGUGAUAUGGCCGAGGGUUCUGAAUCCGCUCACCAUCAGCGCAGCAUCAUCGGCUAGAUUUCUAAGAAUGCUGAUUUAUGAGAUCUAUAGGAUUUUAGUUUCAGUUUUCCUUUCCGACGCACGCGUAAUAUGUAAACCUGAAAGGCUUUGCUGAUUACAGUUAGCAGUUCUAAAACAGUUUGGUGAGCUUACAUCCUUGUCCGAACUAUACACAACACAGCCGUAAGCUUCUUCAAAGCGCUAGAUUACCGCCAAAGUAACCAAAUUAGUAUUUGACGGCGCCCCGACGAACCGUUCCAUGUCGCCGACCUUCAAGACAAUCUGCAGGCGACGCCGCCGACUCAUCUGCUGACCGAAAUACUCGAACUGUACUUGACCGAGCAGACGCAGUAGUGUAGGCUCUUCUGUUAAAAACUAUAUUCAAAGGAAUCACAGCAUACUUUCUUUAAAGGAAUCUUGCAAAAAAAAUUGUAAAUUGUAAUUAUAGUAUAUUUUCUGGUAAACUGAUGGUUGAAAUUAGUUUCG
This is a messenger RNA of Paramacrobiotus metropolitanus, 1520 nucleotides long. RefSeq lists its product as uncharacterized. Bases 519 to 962 code for a protein of 147 amino acids. The transcript is spliced from 2 exons. Gene Ontology annotation, molecular function: protein binding. NCBI's taxonomy places the organism in Eukaryota, Metazoa, Tardigrada, Eutardigrada, Parachela, Macrobiotidae. The record is from RefSeq and is a predicted model, not a curated record.